Ornithodoros turicata is the source of this 2304-nucleotide messenger RNA. RefSeq names its product Golgi integral membrane protein 4-like. The coding region runs from base 172 to 1929 and encodes 585 amino acids. Lineage: Eukaryota; Metazoa; Arthropoda; Arachnida; Ixodida; Argasidae. Gene Ontology annotation, cellular component: Golgi membrane; Golgi apparatus. The transcript has 14 exons. The record is from RefSeq and is a predicted model, not a curated record.
AGCCACGUCAUAAAAUCAGUCGGAGGUGUGUUUACAGUCGCUUUCGUGGGGCCGAAUUCCGUGCUGUAGUGCACAGAAUGCCACUCAGAACGCAGGUGCUUUUAAGUUUAUUAUAAUUAUUGGCGCAUUCGAGAAACACAAACAUCCUAAAGAAUGUGAUACAAAUUCGACAUGACUGCUGGAGUUACCAUGAGGAGUUCAAAAGGUCGUACGGUUUUGUACGUCUUAGUCGGGUGUUCAAUAGCGUUCCUGGUGUACAUACUGUCUUCCACGCAUAACAAGUUAAAGUUCACGGAAGAGUCCAACGAUAAGUGCCAACAGCAGCGGGAUUCGUUGUCUGCUCAGCUUCAAGUUCUAUACGAACACAAGAGCAGACUCGAAAAGUCUCUUCAGAAUGAGAUGGCAGAGAAGAAGAAGGUGGAAAGCGAAAUGAGGACAUUUAGAGAAACAGUAGACAGAGAGAAGGCUGAGGCCGUAGGAAGGUAUUCUGAAUUGCAACAAAAGUAUGACGAAGUUAAGAAAAACAACCUCGAAGACUUCAAUAACCUGAAAGGUAGUUACGCGACCCUUGUCGGAGAUAAGGAAAAACUCGAAGCAGACAUGGGCAAGUACGUCAAGGCGUUGGAGCAGCAGAAAUCAAAUGAGGCAAACCUUCACGAGCACAUAAAAGAACUCAGUUCGUCAUUAAGAACGGCAGAAGCAGCUCUAGAGCAAGAAAGGAACAAGUACAGCGUGGCGCAGAGCCAGCUGGACACAUGUCAGUCUAUAAGACUUCAGUUGGCAGCGCAGUUGGCCCAAAGCAACGUAGCCAUCAAAUCCAAUGCUGAGGCUCCCGUUGUCAUGAAAAGUGUGAUGAAGGAACAGAGAGACUUGCGUCCACUGCCCAAUGCCGUGCCCAGUGCCCUGCCCGACGGAGUGCCCAAUGCCAUCCACAUACCAUCCAGACAAAAUAUCAUUCUAGAAAAGACUCCAGUGGCACCAAAGCUCUCUCAGGAGGAGGUAAAAGAUGAAAAACUGGCUGGUGGUGCUAUGGGGCUUCAUGAGAAGGAACAACAGAAACUGCAGGCUCCUGUUCCGCCGGAAGACAAUGCUGGCGUCCUUCAGUUACCGCUCUCUGCCAAUAAACUGGCAGGCGGCGGAACAAAGGGGAAGUCCCUUUCGUCGGCGGCGCACCCGUUGAAACUGGAGCAGGCACCCGUUGCUGCGGAGCCACCUUCGGCGGGUGCCGUCAUCUUCAACCGCAGUGCCUCCACCAGAAAUGCGCUGGACAACAAUCCGCCGCGGUACCAAGCCGUUCCUCCGCAGGACGGGAACGGAGUGGCCCCAAACUAUCAGGCAGCACCUCCUCACGACCAGGCACCACCGCCACCUCCUCCACCUGGUGAGCAGCAGCAAGCUGCACCACAUGACUUCAUCCACGUGCAGGAUGCAGAGAAGCCUGAAAGUGUCCCUCAAGAUGCUCAGGGGAAAGAAAACCAGCAGGAGGGUGCUAUUCAAGCACCACAGGCAGCCGAUCUUCAGGUUCAAAAGGAGGAUGGCGGGGACAACGUUCUGGUACCCCCCAAAUCGGGUGAGGCUGGGGACGGAGGCGAAGCCGGCCCCGCGGAGGUGGGCAGAGCGAGACCGGAAGUGGGAGAAGGGGCCCAGAAGAUGGGAAACUUGGCCAGGCCCUUGAUAGAGGCUCCCCAGCAGGGGGCAGGACGUAGGGGACCUGUGUAUCCCCACGGAGAGGAGGACAACAGGGAAUACGCGGAGCCUGUGAGAGAAGAUGAUGCCGGUGAUGACCAAGACGCUGACGGUGCUAUAUUUGGUGCAGACCAUAGGAAACAGUUUCAGGAUGCUGAUUUCGAUGACCAGAUGGUAGAGCCCGAAAACCAGCAGGCGGUAAACCAGAUGCACGGUGAGGGCCUGAUGGUGAAUCCCAAGUAGAUCUCUACCAACAGGAUUAUCAGCAUCGUGUCGUCUUUUUUUCCCCCCGAGAGUGCUUGUGCCAGAACAACAAAUUGUUUGUGCACACAUUUUCGUUCAAACCUCCGAGUCUGUACAUAGUGUUUGGGACAUGUUUUUGUCUGAACCCCCCCCCCCCCCCCAUCACUGUGAUGAAGUGCGAUUUUCCCGGACUUCGCCAGGACUUCACCCGGACUUCUCCCGGACUUUGCCCGGACUUUGCCCGGACCACGCCCGGAGUGACGUACCUUGCAUUUUCUUAGUCUCUUUGGUACGGGUUCAGACGGGUGUGACGGGUAAGGGUAUCAUGUUUUUUGCUGAGGCAUUUGUGAUUAAAUGACACGUGUUAGAACUUGA